UGGCCUAAUCUUAUUAUUCAUCUCCCCUCAAAAGCGUAUUAUUCAGCUUUCCGGUGCACCGGAUUUUCAUAAAAGGGGAAGAAAAUCAGAAAAUCAGGAAGGAAAAAAAGGUGGAAAAUGAGUGACGACCAUUACAUAACGUCGGAAGAUCCUGAUCACCCGGCAAACCUCAUCCCUUCCCUAUGCGCCAAGUUUUGGACUCUAGGUUGGGUUACAGGCACGGGAGGAGGAUGUUCUAUUCGUAACGAUGAUCUAGUAUAUAUCGCACCUUCAGGCGUUCAGAAGGAGCUUAUGAAGAACACUGAUAUCUACGUGCUCGCGCUGUCCAAGCAGACGGAUCUCAAGAACCGCGUCUACCUGCGCUCCCCGCCGUGCGGCCGGCCUUCCCAAUGCACACCGCUGUUCCUCGCGGCAUUCACCAAGCGGGGAGCUGGCUGCUGUAUCCACACGCAUUCUCACUGGGCCGUGCUCGUCACCCUACUCCUCGAGGCUCAGGGCCCCGGCAAGGACAAGGUGUUCGAGAUCAACAAUAUCGAGCAGAUCAAGGGCUUCGGCAAGGGCUUUCAGAAGCAGGGAAAUUUGGGUUAUCACGACACCCUGCGCAUCCCCGUCAUUGAAAACACGGCCCACGAGGAAGAUCUCACGGAGUUCCUGGAAGAGGCCAUGGAUCAACACCCGGACACCUAUGCGGUCCUAGUACGGCGACACGGUGUUUACGUGUGGGGUGAUAAUGUCCAUAAAGCCAAGACUAUGUGUGAGAGUCUCGAUUACCUCUUCCAGCUGGCUGUGGAGAUGAAGCAACUGGGUAUCCCAUGGUUGAGCGAUAUCCCGGUAACAGUCCCAACUUCGAAACGGUAAAAAAAGAAAAAAAAAGAGCUAGCUAUGCGCUCUCUCAGGACAGACAAAGAUACAAUCACACAUAGAACUGAAAAAACGUGCAGGGGGUAAAGGUAACAAUGAUGAAUGGUCGUCAACUUCAGGUUCAUAUUCGCGUUCUAUAUAACGUGACUACAUCUGCAAUUAGUAUUGGCGUGCCAAAAA
Daldinia caldariorum is the source of this 1041-nucleotide messenger RNA. Its product is annotated as Methylthioribulose-1-phosphate dehydratase. Bases 118 to 858 code for a protein of 246 amino acids. Gene Ontology annotation, cellular component: cytoplasm. The transcript is spliced from 3 exons. Lineage: Eukaryota; Fungi; Ascomycota; Sordariomycetes; Xylariales; Hypoxylaceae. The record is from RefSeq and is a predicted model, not a curated record. Gene Ontology annotation, molecular function: metal ion binding; methylthioribulose 1-phosphate dehydratase activity.